Molecule: messenger RNA, 2898 nt
Organism: Sinocyclocheilus rhinocerous
Lineage: Eukaryota; Metazoa; Chordata; Actinopteri; Cypriniformes; Cyprinidae
Product: transcription factor Sp4-like
Exons: 7
Coding region: 594-2528 (644 amino acids)
Biological process (GO): regulation of transcription by RNA polymerase II
Molecular function (GO): RNA polymerase II cis-regulatory region sequence-specific DNA binding; DNA-binding transcription factor activity, RNA polymerase II-specific
Source: RefSeq, a predicted model, not a curated record
AGAAUCCCAACGCACGCCGCGCGCUUCGAAACUACAAGCCCCAAACGUCACCACGCCCAUCCAAUCUGAAUAUGUGGGAGGGGAGCGUCCGCCCACAAAAGCCACAGCAAUUUUUUAGUGUGCCUCAAACGCAAUUGUGCAUCAAAAAAGUGAAUUCCGCCGAAUAUUCUCACACAAAUACAUCCGGGAUAGAAAAAAAGCGGAGCGGAAUAGCCCGCGCGUGAUGGUUCGGCAUUCAUAGAUAUUUAAAUUGAAGUGGGUGGGCCUUCGCGCAGACGGAGCUCUCUGACAGAUCCGCGCAGGAAUAUUAUUUAACUCCGGAUCUAACAGCGCAGAUAAGGCACGCUUUGGGACCGCCACCGUUCGACCCGACCCGCUCGGACUCGCCUGGCAUUUUGUGCUCCGUUAUUGACGGGUGUUUUUGCAUUGGCACCGCCCUUCCUGGCGGGGUGGGUCCGUGCGUCAGAGCUGCGCCACACUCUGCGGCCGCUGGAGAAAAUAGGCCGUCCUUCUGCUGGGCUGCUGCCUGCCUUCCACGGCGUCCGGCCUUUUUUCCUCUUAAACAACUCCUCUCCGGGUUUCAUUAAUGCGGAAUGAGUGAUCAAAAGAAGCAAGCCAUGGCCACAGAUGGGGGGAAAGCAGGCGGAGGUGAAGUUGGGACGAAAGGGAAAAGUUCUGGAUUGCAGGUAUCACAAAUGUCAACUCCAAUUCAGCAGCAGGUGGGGCUGGCGGCCAAUGAGGGCGCGGCGGGGCGAAAGGUCAAGGUGGUGGGUUCGAAUAACGCACCUGGCUCACAGCAGCAUCAGCAGUUUCAAAUCAUCCAGGUGCAGAAUCUGCCGAACUCGUCAGGCGGGAUCCAGUAUCAAGUCAUCCCGCACCUUCAGACCGCCGACGGACAGCAGAUCCAAAUAAGCCCUAGUAACCCCGCAACCUUAAGCGUCCAGCCCGAACAGAUCCAGCUCAUUUCCACUGGAAACAACCAAGCCAUUCUGGCCACGCCCCAAAGGGCGGGAUCAACCAGCAUCGUCACGCAAAACCAGACGAUUCCGCUUCAGAUCAGGCCGUCGUUUCCUUUGCAGCUGCAAACCAUUCAGGGUACGCAAGCGCCUAUGGUGACCACGUUACCCAUUAACCUCGGCGGCGUGACUUUGGCGCUGCCGGUUAUCAAUAACAUAGCUGGGGGCGGAGCUUCAAUUCAAUUCGUCCAAUCGGGCGACGGAAGCAUUUCCAACGGAAACCAAGCAAGCACAGCAGAAUCCACAGGCGUUUCGACGUUCACGACGACCAGCGAUACGAUCGUCGCGACGUCUACGGAUGCUACAGCACCCGCCGGAACUGAGAGCCAGAAGGACGGUCAGUCGGGCGAGUCGGACGCCCAGAAUCUGGCUCAAUCCAACGGCCUGCAAUCCGUGUCCGAGCAGGCCGGCCAAAUCCAGCAAUUCCAAAUCGUGGGCCAUCCGGUUCUCCAGCAGAUCCAGAUCCAGUCGCCCCAACAGCAAGUAGUCCAGGGCUCCAUACAGAUCCAGCCCGGCCAGACUUUACAACCGAUGCAGCAGAACCUCCAGCUUCAGGCCUUCCAGAAUCCCACGCAGGUUCUGAUCCGGACGCCCACGCUCACCCCGUCGGGACAGAUCAGCUGGCAGACCGUCCAGGUCCAGAAUGCGGGCGUGCCCCAGCAGCUGACACUCGCCCCCAUGGCGUCGAACGCAAGCGGGGGGACGUUCACUCAGAUCGCCCCGCUGACGCUCGGCGGGUCGCCCAUCACGCUCAGCGCCGCCCAGCUGCCCUCUGGGACCGGGGUGCAGACAGUGAACAUCGCAGGUUUGGGGGCGGCUGGAGUCCAGGUGCAGGGCGUCCCGCUCACCAUCACCGGCAUGCAAGGUCAGCAGCAGGGUCAAGAGGGGGUCAAAGUUCAGUCGACCCCGAUGACGGUCACCGUUGGCAACAUCAGCAGCACGACCCUGAGUCCAGACCAGAUGGGGCAGGUCCAGAGCCCGUCGGACCAGGAGGGUCAGCCCAGCAAGAGGCUGCGCAGGGUGGCCUGUUCCUGCCCCAACUGCAGGGACGGAGAGGGGAGAAAUAACAGUGACCCAUCAAAAAAGAAGCAGCACGUGUGUCACAUGGAGGGCUGCGGGAAGGUUUACGGCAAAACGUCUCACCUGAGGGCUCACCUGCGCUGGCACACAGGAGAGAGGCCGUUCGUCUGCAACUGGAUCUUCUGCGGGAAGCGCUUCACCAGGAGCGACGAGCUUCAGCGGCAUCGCAGGACGCAUACAGGUGAGAAGAGGUUCGAGUGUCCGGAAUGUUCCAAGAGGUUCAUGCGGAGCGACCACCUGUCAAAGCACAUCAAAACCCACCAGAACAAAAAAGGUGGGGCGGCACUUACCAUCAUCACCACAGAUGAGAUGGAGGAGGAGGUGGAUGAGGUGCUGGGCUCACCGAGGAUCGUCACCGUGGCGACGCUCUCGCAGGAUUCGAACCCGGCCACGCCCACCACUUCAAACAAUUUAGAGGAGGAGUUCGAGUAGUUUUCCCUCCAAAAAUGAUCGGUUGAAAGCACCACAAUAUUGUUUGUCGGUUUGUUUAUAUGUUGAUUUGUUUAUGUUCUUCAUUCUUUUUCUAUCGAUGAUGGACAGCUGUUUGAGCGCACUCGGUUUUUUUCAUAUGGAAAUUUAAUGCUAUCAAAUAUUAUGACAGAAUAAUCUAAUGGAAAUAGUAUGAGCUGUUAAGAGAUGCGUUGAACGAUGGCGUUUGUUUUGUUACGAGUAGCACAAGAAGUACUGAAGUUCCCAGAUGCUCCUGAAGAUGUCGCUAUGCACAAAAAUAAUAUGUAUAUCUGUUUCAAAGUGGUUUGUAUGGAAACUUGUUUCCACCACAGGAUAAAAAAUUAAAAAGGUA